ACAUUCUAAACGCGUCAUGAUUCGCACUUGAAACAAAAUGGCGUCAAAGUUUAAUUUGAUGUGAGACUUGUGUCCUUAUCCAACAAAACAACCUUUAUAACGUGAUAACAGAAGUACAGUAGUAAAUACAAGUGUCAUUAGUUGCCUGUUAAUCUAACAGUAUAUCAAUCCGACACUGAGCAAAUAAUUUGGAGUUUCAGCAUGAAAUCCGAUGUGGAGGAACUGAUGCCCAGGCUUCUGCCUGUGGAAACAUGCGACACUGGCGAAGACUUCAAUCUAAACGAGCCUCCAAGAAAUCCCCAGGAGUAUUUGAGACAGGUUCAAUUAGAGGCGUCUCUCUGUCCUGAUGUUGUGGUGGCGAAGAUUGAUCCAAAGAAAUUGAGAAAGAAACAAUCAGUGAACGUGUCGCUCACAGGUUGCGAAGCUGCUCCUCAAGGAUUUUCACCGAGUUUAAAAUGGCAGCGACAGCAAGUCAGCAACUUCUCAGAAAUAAGACAGAGUAUCAGUAAGCAUAGACAACACUGGAGUGGUCAUGCAUUGGAUGACAAUGUGUUAAUGCCAAAACAGGACGCGGAGGAACAAUGGAAAAAGUUCUGCCUGGGUGAAAAUGUUUAUUUGAACUCCCCUCCCAUUGACCCUGGUACUGAAGAUCAAGGCCUUGAUUAUGUGAAGGUUGGUUUUCCACCUUUCCUUAGUAUAGUGAGCAGAUUAAAUCAGGCCACAAUCUCUGCAGUUUUGGAGUACUUGAUAAACUGGUUUGAAGAGAGAGAGUUUGUCCCGCAGUUGGGAAGAUGGCUGUAUGCACUGCUGGCUUGCCUUGAGAAACCUCUUCUCCCUGAAGCACAUUCCCUAAUAAGACAGCUGGCCAGACGGAGUUCUGAAGUGCGGGCCAAUCUGGAAAGCCAGGAAGAUGAAAGGUUGUCUCCUCUAAACUUGAUGAUCUGCCUUGUUGCUAGGUACUUUGAUCAGAACGACUUGGCCGAUAAGGAGGACUAAAUGGGUUAAUGUGGUGAAAUCCACGAUUUGAGGCUGAAACUGAUCACACCAUGAACUGUAGCUCUAUGAACCCAUCAUCAUGCUCAGAUUUGGGAUCCAUGGGAAGUUGCACUGUGGUAAUUUGUGAAGAAAAUGUACCCAAUAAAUGGUGAAAUUUGACUUUUUUUCUAUUAUAGUUAGUAUUCAACUUCUGCUAUUGUUGGAAUUAAAUAAAAUGUUUGCUUUCACAA
Messenger RNA from Oncorhynchus tshawytscha (Chinook salmon), 1226 nucleotides. RefSeq names its product gem (nuclear organelle) associated protein 2 (gene gemin2). Gene Ontology annotation, cellular component: SMN complex; spliceosomal complex; nucleus. The transcript is spliced from 10 exons. Bases 202 to 996 code for a protein of 264 amino acids. NCBI's taxonomy places the organism in Eukaryota, Metazoa, Chordata, Actinopteri, Salmoniformes, Salmonidae. The record is from RefSeq and is a predicted model, not a curated record. Gene Ontology annotation, biological process: spliceosomal snRNP assembly; spliceosomal complex assembly.